Molecule: messenger RNA, 276 nt
Organism: Arabis nemorensis
Lineage: Eukaryota; Viridiplantae; Streptophyta; Magnoliopsida; Brassicales; Brassicaceae
Source: the annotation of a GenBank genome assembly
AUGGCUAGUGAUUUGGUGAUCUGUGCUAUGUUGGUGUCUGAAAGUGUAGCGCGCCCUGGUGGGAAGAUGAUGAAUACAAUAAAAGGAACAGAGGACUGGAAAGACUGGGCAUGCGGUUGGUGUUUUGGAAGCCCAUCAUCCCAAGAAUGUUACGAUUCUUGUCGUGCUUCGUUGCCUGGAGGAGAAGCUAAUUUCGAUUGGCAAGACCUUAACAAAGCAGCUACAUUUGAUGGUUGCCGCCCAUAUCCUUUUCCUCCGUUUAUAGUUUGUGAUUAG